Molecule: messenger RNA, 361 nt
Organism: Chinchilla lanigera (long-tailed chinchilla)
Lineage: Eukaryota; Metazoa; Chordata; Mammalia; Rodentia; Chinchillidae
Product: breast cancer type 1 susceptibility protein homolog
Biological process (GO): positive regulation of transcription by RNA polymerase II; dosage compensation by inactivation of X chromosome; chordate embryonic development
Cellular component (GO): BRCA1-BARD1 complex; BRCA1-A complex; plasma membrane
Molecular function (GO): ubiquitin-protein transferase activity; metal ion binding
Source: RefSeq, a predicted model, not a curated record
UCUGGAGUUGAUCAAAGAACCUGUUUCCACAAGAUGCGAUCACAUAUUUUGCAAAUUUUGUAUGCUGAAACUUCUUGACCAGAAGAGAGGGCCUUCACAGUGUCCACUGUGUAAGAACAAUAUAACCAAAAGAAGCCUACAGGAAAGUACAAGGUUCAGCCAGCUGGUUGAAGAGCUGUUGAAAGUCAUCCACGCUUUCGAGCUCGACUGCAGCGUGCAGGUUACCAACAGUUACAGCUUUUCAAACAAGGAAAGUAAUUCUGCUGAACACGUAAAGGAGGAGGUUUCUAUCAUCCAGAGUAUGGGCUACCGAAACCGUGCCAAACGAGGUCGACAGGGCAAUCCCGAGAGCCCCGCCUGG